AGGAGGCGGAGCCGCGGUCGGCCGCGGCGGCGUGCGGCUCCGACCGGCCUGCGCGCCUGGGGACGGCCGAGCCCCGCGCACGCGGGCGGUCCAGCGCGGGUCGUUGCAGCCGCCGUCGGGGCCGCCGUCCGAGGAGGCGGGCAGCGACGAGGAGGCGGAGCCGCGGUCGGCCGCGGCGGCGUGCGGCUCCGACCGGCCAGCGCGCCUGGGGACGGCCGAGCCGCGGUCCGACCGGCCAGCGCGCCUGGAGACGGCCGAGCCGCGCACGCGGGCGGUCCAGCGCGGGUUGUUGCAGCCUCCGUCGGGGCCGCCGUCCGUGGAGGCUGGCGUUGACCCAGAGGAGGCGGAGCCGCGGUCGGCCACGGUGGCGUGCGGCUCCGACCGGCCUCCGCGUUUGCGCCGGUGGGCGGUCCUGCGCGGGUCGUUGCAGCCGCCGUCCGAGCCGUCCGUCGCGGAGGCGGGCAGCGACGAGGAGGCGGAGCCGCGGUCGGCCGCGGCGGUGGGCAGCUCCGACUGGCCAGCGCGCCUGGGAGCGGCCGAGCCGCGACGGCGGGC
Molecule: messenger RNA, 555 nt
Organism: Prorocentrum cordatum
Lineage: Eukaryota; Dinophyceae; Prorocentrales; Prorocentraceae
Source: the annotation of a GenBank genome assembly